AUGAAUGCAACAAGAUCCACUAUUGAUGGCCAGGAGAGUGAUGACAAGUCUGGCGUCAUCAUCGGGGUAGCUGCAGCAGUCAUGACUAUUUCGACUGCUGUGGUAGGGAUGAGAAUCUUGUCGAGAAGCUUGAUCAAGCAACUCGGCUGGGAUGAUUGCGCGGCGGUUGCAUCUUUAGCUUUCUUCGUAUCCUUGUCGCUGUAUUUCGCCGCCAUCAUUUUCAUCAAGAUGACGUUUCUACUGCAAUACUAUCGUCUCUUGGAGGUAUCACGCCUGCGGUAUGUUCUAAUAGGCUGCAUGGUCGUGAUUUUCUUGUGGGGCCUCUCUCAAACCUUUGUGGCCUUUUUGCAGUGCAUACCCCUUGACGCAGUGUGGGAUCAUACGAUUGAAAGCAAAUGCAUCAAAAACAUCGCGAUUAUUUGGUACUUCAACGGCACCUUCAACAUCUUCACAGAUUUCAUCAUCAUAACUCUGCCGAUCCCCAAGAUAUUGCAGCUCCAAAUGCCGCGCACACAAAAAGUGGUUGUUGUUGGUGUAUUCAUGUUGGGGUUCUUCACAAUAGCGAUUUCCAUUCUGAGAAUGCAGUGGCUCAAUCUAAUGCCGGAUCGAACGUGGUGGAAUGUAAAACCGGCAAUGUGGUCACUUGCUGAAAUCACGUGUGCUAUUCUCUGCGCUUGUUUGCCUUGCGAGCGAAGCCUCUCUUCAAACCACUCCGGAGUCGUUCUUCUCAGGAUGGCACUCCAUAGACUAUGGUUGAUGAGCAACAAGAAUGUCCAUAUGAUAAUUGAAUAUUAG
This is a messenger RNA of Colletotrichum gloeosporioides, 795 nucleotides long. RefSeq lists its product as uncharacterized. The record is from RefSeq and is a predicted model, not a curated record. The transcript is spliced from 4 exons. Bases 1 to 795 code for a protein of 264 amino acids. NCBI's taxonomy places the organism in Eukaryota, Fungi, Ascomycota, Sordariomycetes, Glomerellales, Glomerellaceae.